Dipodomys ordii (Ord's kangaroo rat) is the source of this 567-nucleotide messenger RNA. It is a transcript of the gene Apod, whose product is annotated as apolipoprotein D. Gene Ontology annotation, molecular function: cholesterol binding. The record is from RefSeq and is a predicted model, not a curated record. The transcript has 4 exons. Gene Ontology annotation, biological process: tissue regeneration; lipid transport; brain development. Lineage: Eukaryota; Metazoa; Chordata; Mammalia; Rodentia; Heteromyidae. The coding region runs from base 1 to 567 and encodes 188 amino acids.
AUGAUGAAGAUGAUGUUGUUGCUCCCACUGGCGGGUCUGUUUGCUGUGGCCCAGGGUCAAGCAUUCCAUCUUGGAAAAUGCCCUACUCCUCCGGUGCAGGAGAAUUUUGAUGUGAAUAAGUAUCUUGGAAGAUGGUAUGAAAUUGAGAAGAUCCCAGUGAGCUUUGAAAAAGGAAACUGCAUCCAAGCAAACUAUUCUUUAAAGGGAAAUGGAAACAUCAAAGUGCUAAACCAGGAGAUGAGACCUGAUGGAACGGUGAACCAAAUUGAAGGUGAAGCUACCCAGAGCAACCUUACAGAGCCAGCCAAGCUGGGAGUUAAGUUUUACCAGUUGAUGCCAUCCUCGCCAUACUGGAUCCUGGCCACCGACUACGAGAACUACGCCCUCGUAUACUCCUGUACCACCAUCAUCUGGCUCUUUCACCUGGAUCAUGUCUGGAUCUUGGGAAGAAACCCUUAUCUCCCUCCAGAAACAGUGACCUAUCUAAAAGAUAUCCUGACUUCUAAUAACAUUGACAUCGAGAAAAUGACUACAACAGAUCAGGCAAACUGCCCUGAUUUCCUGUAA